This is a messenger RNA of Schizosaccharomyces cryophilus OY26, 3780 nucleotides long. Its product is annotated as elongator subunit Iki3. Bases 1 to 3780 code for a protein of 1259 amino acids. The transcript has a single exon. Gene Ontology annotation, cellular component: elongator holoenzyme complex; cytosol. Gene Ontology annotation, molecular function: tRNA binding. Gene Ontology annotation, biological process: tRNA wobble base 5-methoxycarbonylmethyl-2-thiouridinylation. Lineage: Eukaryota; Fungi; Ascomycota; Schizosaccharomycetes; Schizosaccharomycetales; Schizosaccharomycetaceae. The record is from RefSeq and is a predicted model, not a curated record.
AUGAGAAACUUGGUAAUUCAGUCUCAUCAUGUAUAUCCUGAAAUUUCAAGCUCUAUUCAGACCAUAGCCUUUGAUACUAUCAAUGAUAGUCUUUAUAUAGCUUGUGGCUUAAAUGAUAACAAUCCCGGAAUUACAUUAUAUAGGAUAUACGAAAACAAUGUUGUGGAAUAUGUUGCUGAACAUGAUGAUCCUUCGUACCUUAAAGAAGAUGGCUCAUGGGAUCAGAUAUGCAAUAUGCAAUUUUUAGGUGACUCCAUGUCGAUAUGUAUAUCGAUGAAAGGUGGAGAUAUCAUAAUGGUUAAAACAGAACCUGCUCCUGGUGAGCCAGUUGUGGAAGUCAUUGGAAAUGUAGAGAAUGGCAUUGUUGCUUCUUGCUGGUCACCAGAUGAACAAGUUCUUAGUCUUUUAACAGGUGGAAAUACAAUUCUUCUUAUGACUAAAAGAUUUGAUGUUAUUGCUGAAACAGAGUUGUCUGAGAAUGAUCUCGUUGAAUUCAACAAGCAUAUCAGCGUCGGAUGGGGUCGAUCAGAAACUCAGUUUCGAGGCAAACGUGUCCGUGCAAAACUUCGUGAUCCUACUUUACCUGAACACAUUGAUGAAGGAAAACUUUCAGAGGUUGACGACGGCAAAGUUAUUAUGUGUUGGCGUGGUGAUGGUGCUUAUGUAGCUAUUAACCGCAUUGAAGCUGGUCCACGUCGAGCUAUUCGUGUUUAUUCUCGUGAGGGUGUCCUUGACAGUAUUAGUGAACCCCAGGACGGACACCAAAGCUUUCUUUCCUGGAAACCUUCCGGCUCUGUUUUGGCAUCCAUCCAGUCUUUUGAAGAUGAAAACAAAAGUAGAGUUAUUUUCUUUGAACGCAAUGGUUUAAGACACGGUGAGUUUUCUUUGGAGUGUGCUAAAAACGAAAAAUUUACUGGGUUAGCUUGGAAUAACGCCUGCUCUAUCCUGGCUAUCUCGACUCCUCAUUCUAUCGCUUUAUGGUCAACUGGUAACUAUCACUGGUAUUUAAAGAAGACGAUUCCCAUCUCAAGCAAUGCUUCAUUCUGUUGGCAUCCUGAAAGAACCCAAUCUCUUUUUGUAAUAAGUAACUCUCAUGUUGAGAGGGUUGAUCUUGAAUUCACCUUCCCAACCUGUAAAAGUGCUGCGCCGAACGAUUAUGGAUUAACUUCAGUUAUUGAUGGCUCAUCUCUUCUCAUAACUCCACUUUAUUUUGCAAAUAUUCCUCCUCCUUUAUCUUUAUGUGCUUUGUCGCUUCCCUUUAAAAUUCAACUUGUAUCAACUGAUCCAUCUUCUACUUUAAUUUACGUGUCUGAUAAUUUAAAGGUACACGUUUACAAGUAUGAACCAAAGCGUAAACCUACUUUGUUAGAUGCAUAUGAUGUAUCCGAAUAUACAAACAAGCUAAACGUUAAGCGACUUCUUGGUUUGGACAAAUCAAAAUUUAUAAUUCUUGCAGACGAUAAGAAAAAUAAUACUAAAGUUUUUUUGUUUCAAUGUCCCGAAACUAAACACGUAUCGAAUGCAGCUACUUUGUUGAAUUUAAUGGACGUCGGAAAGAACUUUGUGAACAUUUCUUAUAUUGAAACUCUUUCGAAGUUAUUUUUACAGUCUGAUAGCGGUGAGAUUUUUUCGUUGAAUACUAAUGAUUAUGAUUUUGAAAAGUUUCAUGUCAGUUUUCCUAAAACCUGUGCCUGGUUUACUACCGUCUUAGUUGAUGACUCGAUUCUACCUAUAGGCCUAACUUCGUCCGGUAGAUUAUAUGCUGAACAAAGAUUAUUAAGUACUGGUGUGCUUUCUUUUUACUGCACUGAUCGCUUCCUCGCCUUUACUACGAAUAAGCAUGUUCUGAAAUUCGUUCAUUUGCAGCCAUUUGUUGAUGAUAUGAAGGUUGUUGAAGACGAAGGCGUUGAAAGACACGAUGAGCGUUGCCGUUCAGUAGAGAGAGGCUCUAAAAUAGUUACCAUGAUGCCCACAAAAAUGGCUGUUGUAUUACAGAUGCCAAGAGGAAAUCUUGAAACAAUUUUCCCGCGUAUCAUGGUUCUGAAUGGCGUGCGGAAACUGAUUGAUAUUUCAGAUUACAGUUCAGCUUUCAAGGUAUGUCGCACGCAUCGGUUGGAUCUCAAUAUGUUAUUUGAUUAUGAUCCAGAAAAGUUUUUCUCUAAUGUAUCAUUGUUUGUCGAUCAAUUGGGCAGAGUUGAUUAUUUGGAUCUCUUUUUUGCUUCUUUAAAACCAGAAGACGUUACUCAAAGCAUGUAUAUGGAUACUUCUAAGUACCAAUUAUCUGAAAAUAUAAUUUCGUAUGAGAAUAAAGUUAACACCAUAUGCAAAUCUGUACGGGACAUUUUAAUCUCGAAGAACGAUGAUAGGUUUUUCCAGUCUAUAAUCACCUCUUAUCUUUGUGAGCUACCGCCUAGUAUUACGGAGGCGUUGAACAUGAUUUCAAGGCUAAUUGAGUCAAAGUCAUCCUCUGUUGAUAGUGCCAUUGAACAUAUGUGCUUUUUGGUGGACGUUAAUAUGUUAUUCGACCACGCAUUAGGAUUAUAUGAUUUAAAGUUAGCUCUCUUAAUUGCUCAACAGUCUCAAAAAGAUCCGCGUGAGUAUGUGCCUUUCUUACAAAACUUCCAAAAGCAAGACGUUCUAAGACGCAAGUUCAAUAUAGACUGUUAUUUGAAAAGGUAUGAACGGGGUUUGUCUCAUUUGAAAGAAAUUGAAGGAGCCUUUGAGGAGCUGAAAGAUUAUGUUAUUAAACAUCAACUGUACCGACGUGCUUUGGAAUUAUACAAGUAUGAUAAGGAAAAACAGAAAUCAAUAUUGAUUAUUUAUGCCCAUUAUCUUCGAGAGAAUGGAAAAGCAAAUGAAGCCGCUAUAGCGUUCGAAUCUGUUAACAUGAUCAAUGAGGCAAUUGAAGCUUACAAGAGUGCUGGUAUGUGGAGAGAAUGUAUGUCUAUUCUGCAAUUCUCAUCUGCUUCCGAUAGCAAGGUUGAAGAGAUUGCGAAUGAUCUUGCUAAUCUUUGCUUGGAGAAAAGAGAUUAUGUUGAUGCCGCAAAUAUUUAUCUUAUAUAUCUUUCUAAUAUGAAAGAGGCCAUUGUUAACAUGUGCAAGGGAACUCAAUAUAGCGAAGCAAUUCGUCUAGCGAGAGCAACGGAAGCUGAAUCAUCCCUCUAUAAGGACGUCUUGCUUCCUGCAAUUGGGGAAUCCUUCGGUGAAGCAAGUGAAAUGGUUGCCGAUUUUACUAGCCAGAUUAAAGCCCAGACUGAACGAAUUAUUGUUUUGCGCGCCAAAAAGAAGGAAGACCCAACAGGUUGGGAGGAAGGGAAUUUAGAAGAUCAAACGCCUGAUGAUUUGUCUUUAGCUUCCACAAGUGUGUCCACAAAUAAAUCCCUUUACACUAGAUAUACUAAAUCCACUGCAUCUACCAAAAUGACAAGGAAUACUGCAAAGAAUAACCGACGUUUAGAAAAGAAGAGGGCUAGAGGCAAAAAGGGAACCGUUUUCGAAGAAGAAUACUUAGUGAACUCACUGAAGCGAUUAAUAAGUCGUGUAGAAUCUAUGCGAGCUGAAACGUAUAGACUAUUAGAAGCUUUAAUGCGUUGUGAUAUGUACACUCAAGCAUCAGAGCUUCAACGCGGUUUUUCGAAUGUGAUUACUACACUCCGUGAAAAGGUUGUACCUAUUCUUUCUGUUCCGGUGAACACAUUUGAAACAGCUGUUGGGGAACAAGCAGUUGCACCAGAAAUUCCGGAAAUAAAGCCAUUUGAAAAACUGGGAAUUUUAAUUUAA